ACGCCGACCCGAAUGGAAACGUCACAGGUGUUUUCCAGCAGUUUAAAAAAAAACCCAAAACAACUUUUCCGUCGUUUCACUCUCACUCGAGACCUCGCCGUCUCAAAGUGCGUGAGUACGGUUUUCGAUUCAAUUUGCGUCGAAAUGGGCCAACCGACAUCCGUUCGUCACUGAUGCCGCUCACAAGACUGCGGCAUGUGAUAUCGAUUUGAGCGGAACACACGCACGCACGCACGCACUCACGCACACGCACACGCAGGUCUUCCUGGGCGGCCGGCUAUAACGUUAGAUUCCGGGUGGCCUUCCACAGUACUGAUCGCUCGUCCUUGCUUGAUAAAGAGGGUCUCCAGCUGCUGUGGACCGGCUCUGCUGGAUGAAGGACGCUUCUGGGAUACACAGACGGGGUUUUGAACACAUGGAUUAUUGGUACUUCACUCCGUAGCACCAGCAAAACGGGAGGAGAUAGGAGCCCAGGCUAUUUCCGUUUCUGUCCUUGACCAAGGCCCUCCAGGAGGUGGACUGAACAUGGUGCAUGUCUAUAACUGUCAUCCGUUUGCCUCACAGCAGAUAGUGCAGGUGGAGCAGGAGCCUGGACUGGUGUGUUGUGGUGGGGGAGCCCUGUUUGUCGUGGCUACCGGAGGAUGCAAGGUGGAGGUGUACUCACUGGACCAGGAAACCUGCCCCUUUCUGUGUCGCUUUGCCACUAUGGGCACCGUGAGGGCCAUCCAGUACAGUAACAUAGGAGACUACUUGGUAACUAUUGAGGAGAAGAACAAUGCCACCUACCUGAGAGCUUACACCAACUGGCGCUACCAGGCUGAGGAAAAGGCCCGUGUCGGGGUGCGUUUGUUAGGACACCUGCUGCGAGGGGCGUCUGUGCGGGGCGGGGCUCAGAUGGAGAUAAUUGAGAUUCCACUGUCAGAGCGACCUGUAGCUGUGGCUUGUUGCCCGUUAACUGGGGACCUUCUGGUGGCCUGCGACAAAACUCUGGUUCUGUUCACCUUGAGGAGACAGAACCAGCAGAAUAUAAGCCAAAAGAAUCCUCAGCCUCCUGGGCAAAACACUCAGCAGAACUCCAGUCACAACCAAGGUCAGAACGCUGGUUCAAACCCAAACAUUUCCAUCCUGGACUUUGAGCGCUCCAUCAUCCUGCAUCUUCCUGGGUUCUCACCUCAGCAGGUGGCAUUGUGUGGGGGAUAUGUGGCAGUACGGGCAGAGCUGGAGGUGCUUGUACUUAAACUGGAUCCAACCUCCGACUCUAAGAAACAGGAAGAACCCCCAGAUGCAGAAAAGACCGAUGAUCAUCUAGAGGACCUAGUUGACUUCCUGCUCCUACCCCAACACCAGGAGUUGUUAGGCAACCAAGCCAGAGACUGUGGCCUGUCUGUUACUAUAGAAAAGACUGGGCUUGAGGACAAGGGUCAAUACAUGGUGACUUACGUUUUGUACAGGCGUUUUGCUCCGGACUUUUUCCAGGGCUGCGGUGUCGAGGAGACGAAACUCCACUCCUUACAGCUCCACCCGGUGUUCACUAGUAACUCGUCAGUGCUGGUUGAUGAGCCGGCUUGUGUGUUCUGCUUCUUUUCCCUCCCCAACACUGGCUACCUCUACAGUCUUACGGGCGGCGUUGAGCUGCUGUCGGCCUAUCAGUACCCAGAAAAAGCUUUGGAGGCAGUGCUUACCAAUCACUUACUGCAUGUCAUCACCAAGAGUGCGCUGCAGUGCUUCUCGGUGCGCUGUGCGGCGGUAGUGGCCAGGGUGGAGGACCCCUACAUUGAUACCACCAUGAGGGCCUGCCCUCCCUGCAACCUGGAGGUGUGCGCUCUCAGGAUGCAGCUGUUUAUUGGCCUGCGUUCGGUGUGCAUCCAUGACCGUCACGUUGUCUUGCUCUCCGCGGCUGAUACGGAGACACCAGAGGACGCCGAACAUGGUGCAAAGCACAGGAACAUUGAGUUAAAAGAGCACACCAUGCUGACUGGUAUUUUCCUGGCGGUGGGAAUCAAUCCCUCAACCACUCCGGCUCUGGAGAGCCUUCUGUCCCGCCCCUUCCUAAACAGGAAGUGGACAGUUUCUCGUCCCAAAGAGUCCGUCGAGGUGGGGCAUGGAUGGAACCUUUAUGUGGUCGACACCGUCUCUCCCCUCACACUCUACCGUGAGAUGGUUGAAUACAGCCAUCGUUAUGCAGAAACCAACCUCCAGGCCCAGAGUUGCCGCCACCUCCUCAGUGAAGCCCACCUCCUCCUGCGUGCCUCCUUACUCCAGACCCUGCCGGUCGGCAACAAGAACUCCGCAAACUCACCGCAGGCAAGUACCGAGGUCAGGAGACAGACAGACCGACAAGAAUUGGAGGAGGCCUUCAGAGAGAACUGUGCCCAGCUGGGAGACUGUUUCAGCAGGGGCAACCAGAAUGAUUGCCACCUGGCUUUGCCGUACUAUAGGAUGUCUAGGCUGUCAGUCACAGAGGUCAUCUCAAGGAACCGCCCACUUCCCAGUAGCCCAUGCUCUUAUGGCCCUGGCUUCCUUUUUUACCUCAAACACUUCCUGUUAGAGGAAACGGAUCAGGUCCUCAGUCAGGAGACAGCCGGCGAGGUAGCGGAGGUUUUCAGCUGGUCUGAGCCCUACCAGCUCACGAAUGUGUGCGCCAGCCCUUGUAUGGCGAACGUCGACCCCGCCCAGGCGUUGUUACGGUUACAACAUCUGGAAGACAGCAGCGGCAUGACGGUUCCCCUGACAAUCACCAUGGCGACCAUGGCCUUGCGUCUGGACGACCUUCCACGAUACCAACAGCUUAUGAGCAGACACAGCGAGAUGCUGUUGGUGUAUGGGUUCAUUGAGGAGCCCAGGCUUCUGCUUCACGAUGGAGGCGGGCACCGGGACACACACACGCAGCCCACGGCGCUGGCACGCCACCUCAUACGCAACCAGCCGGGGCUUCUGGUGGCAGCCAUGGUGGCCCUGCACGAGAACAGCAAGGUUCAGCUGGAACAGGCGGACCGUGUCUUCAAGGAGCUGGGCUGUGAGGAUGACUUACUCGUGGAUUUCUGGGAGGCGGUGCUAAUGGCCUCAUCGCAGGAAGUUGUUAUGCAGGAACUCCUCUUCCAACUGGCCUCGGUCUACAUCGACCGACUCACACACAAGCCCUCUGAUGCACACACUGACCCCACACAUACGGCUGCCGCUGACAGGUCUCUCAAGACUGCUGAUGAUCUGAUCGCUUCAUGUUCUCACUACGGUGCAUUGUACCCCUGGAUCAGCGUACUAACACCAGCUACUACCAUCGGCUCACAACACCAGGAGGCACUAUACAAACUACAAUCCCUCCUGUGUGGUCCGUCGCUCUCUGCGUGCUCCAUCGCGCCACUUCUGGAGCGGGUGUCUGAGGAGACCUUGUGGGGCCUCAGCCUGCACAUCCUGUGUGCCACAAGGAUGGGGCAGUAUGAACGCAGCAUGGAAAAGCUGCUGGACCGAUGUCCCCAAGCCAUCAUACCCUACGCCAAUCACCAGCUUCAAGAUGCACAUAUGGCGUUAUGGUGGAAGAAGCUCCUCCCAGAGCUUUGUGAUAGGACAAGAGCUGCAGCAGACAACACCAUCCUAUUGGCUGCUCUGAAAGAGACGCUGGUGGUUGUUGCCAUGGAAAUGAGCCCCGUGGAGUUCCUGGAGCUGUUGCCUGAUGAUGGCACGGCAUUGUACUUCCUGCCUCACCUGUUAGCCUGCAGCCAGAAACAGCUGCUGACCUGACUCACAAACACUCACAUUCUUUCUCUCUCUCUCUCUCUCUCUCUCUCUCUCUCUCUCUCUCUCUCUCUCUCUCUCGCACACAUACUGGAGCACUUACACUUGGCUUUGGACAAUGGUGUGUAGUGCACACUGUGCAAGUAUGUCAGCACAGGCACAAUAUCAGUUCACCCAGGUGAUUAUUUAGAAGUGAAACGUUCUUUCCCUUUCACACGAUGCCACAGCGCUGAUCCACAGCACUCUCAUCGCAGUCCCUGAAGUGACUGAAGAUUUGUGAAAGCAAUUUGGGGGAACAAAAUAAUGUGCAUUAAAAUAUAAGUUUGCUUAAACAGAAAUCUUAGCCCUGUUUAUACGCUGAGCCAUAGAUGCUUUAGAAGAGCUCGGUAAGGUGGUGCUACAGACCUCAACUUGCCGCCCCGUGUCUUAAUCCACUCGCUGCUUAUAGAUCACACCAGUGUUGUCUGUCGUAAUGCUGGCGUGCUCCUUUUCUGACACUGCAAAGACAAGCAGGAGUGGACAAAGCAGUCAGUCGCAUUCGGGUCGGACCUUUCGCUGAGUGAUUUUCACAAGAUUCACCAAAUAUUAGAUCUCGAGCACUGCACAUCACUGGCAUGAGAAUUAUGGGCCCUGUUGAAAAUGCGGGCCAGACGCAUGAGGUGGGAGGCAGUACCGCGUACACGAAAAUGAGCAAGCAGGCAGAUACUGCACCCCAACAGCACAUUUAAGAAAGAGCAAGGUACUCUGAACUUUCUUAAUCUGUUUUAGCUUUUACAUCUUCGGGGGUUUUAAGCUAUAAGUAUGCUGGUUAAAUGUCGUAAAGCACACAGCUGCUCACAUAAGAAAACAUCCGUUCGUUUAGCUUGCCAUUUACAGGGGCUUAGUCAACGUGAGCUUAUGACCCGUGCUUACUGGGACUUCCUCAUUCACGGGAAGUAAUUGCGAUUCCCCCGUCACGAACGGGGUUCAGCGGGUCGCCCGCGCCUCUCGGCAGAAGGUAGACACACUGAUUACGAUGAUUAAAGAACGGAACAAACAUUCAUUUUUGUGUGUCGGUCAAAUAGUAUAAUGCCAAAGUUAUUAAAAUACGAGGGUCUUGUUGAAAAAGUCAUCUGUUGCACUUUUGUAUUAUCUGAUGUGCGUCAGUGUGCUGUUGACAGAACAGCUGGACACGACAACACCGUCGUAUGGAGGAUUUUUGUCAUACGUUUUAUGUGUUAUGUGUAAAAAUGUUAAAUUAAAUCUCGGUAGAGCUUAAUGACCUGCGUGUGUGUGAGUUGUGUGUAAGUUCCACAUAUAAACUCCUUGGACAGCAGGCAGAUGUGUGCAUAUGAUGGCUGUGUAUGUAGCCACGUUGACAUUAGUAAGGCAGAGGAAGAUGAAGGGCCUGUCCAAAUCUAGAAAAGGGGCGUCAGAAGAUGAGCUCUCAAUGAACUUGCUGUAUAACAAAUGUCACAGUUACGCUCUCCGUGUUCUCCCACUAGAAGGUUUAUGAUCAUUUGGAAGGCAAAUGUGGAAAAGGGGGACGGGCCUCUGCGAGGGAAGCUUGUUUAUAUAACAGACAUUUUGUGUCACGCGUCCUGUUUUCAUGUCAACAGCACAGGGAACCUGUUGCCCUUCAGGAACCCUUUUUGCUGUCGAUAACGUAGUGACGGGUUGGGCCACAAUAAGACCUGUGAAUGUUUACAGGGACAUCAUUUGAAAAUCCGUCGAACGGGAUACGAUGUGAUCCGUAAAUGUUCCAAAUAUUGUGUGAUAAGAAAGUUGAAUCGGCUCGUCUGGAUACAAUGUUUGUUUCCAGGCUGAAGAUGUCACUUAGUUGCGUGAUGAAACGUCUCUGUCAAGGUCAACCUUCUUUGAGUUCCUCACCUGGAUUAUUGAGCGUGCAUGAAGAUGCUGGUGUGUUUCGUUUAUCCGCCCCCCUGGGAGAGCCCCGCUCGCCUUGUCCUGAAUAACCGAGCUCAUUUCAUUGAUUACAAAGGUUUCCGUCCUAAUUGGAAUAAACCGACUUAUCGAUUGCAGGUUGUUUGAACUGGUUUUGCGUUGUGAUGUGGUAACGAUUUAGUGGAUUUUUUUUUGUUGGCCCAGUCUGUUGCCUCAAGUAACCCAGGGUAACCCUGAACAGAUGAACGUAUAGAAUCUCGAGUGGCCCUUUUAUCUGAAAUCCAAGUCAUCCGUCAGUUGUGACGCGUAGCCUCAAUUUUGAGUUGUGUGCACCCCAUACUCCCAAGAAAUGCACCCAUUCAAUGGCAAGUGUGUUCUUGUCGCUUCAGCUAUGAGAGUUUGCCGGUUUCACACGAAGCGCUGCUUAUGUCAGCUCAUAAGGAACACCCUCCCUUGACACGCCGGGGGGGAAUCAAAAUUAGAGCGAUGAUUUUGUUGUGAUUUUUUUUUUCCGGCUAUGGUUUUAAAUCGCACAUAAUUAUUGUUGUAUUGUUUUACUCUGAUGUAUGACGAAGAUGGCCUUCAACCAGACAGCUGAUGCACCAGUUACAGUACUGA
This is a messenger RNA of Lampris incognitus (smalleye Pacific opah), 6234 nucleotides long. RefSeq names its product HPS3 biogenesis of lysosomal organelles complex 2 subunit 1 (gene hps3). The transcript has 25 exons. The coding region runs from base 526 to 3738 and encodes 1070 amino acids. Lineage: Eukaryota; Metazoa; Chordata; Actinopteri; Lampriformes; Lampridae. The record is from RefSeq and is a predicted model, not a curated record. Gene Ontology annotation, cellular component: cytoplasm. Gene Ontology annotation, biological process: organelle organization.